UCCCAUCCCUGUCUCUGUUUGUUUAAACGCCAGGUGUGGGGAGCGCUUUGGGAUCAGACUCCUAACCAUGUUUUUCCUGACUCCAGUCUUGGUAGCGGUUCUCUGCAUUUUGGUUGUGUGGAUCUUUAAAAAUGCUGACAGAAACAUCCAGAGGAAGACGGGGGAGCCUGGAGCCAGGACCGAGUCUCGACCCUGGGUGGAUGAAGACUUAAGGGACAGCACUGAGCUCCACCAGGCAGCGGAAGAUGCUGAUGAGUGGCAAGAAUCAGAGGAGAAUGUUGAACACAUUCCAUUCUCCCACGCCCGCUAUCCUGAGAAAGAAAUGACUAAGAGAUCCCAGGAAUUUUAUGAACUUCUCAGUAAGAGACGGUCAGUCCGGUUCAUCAGUAACGAGCAGAUCCCAAUGGAAGUCAUUGAUAAUGUCAUCAAGGCAGCAGGAACAGCCCCAAGUGGGGCCCACACAGAGCCUUGGACCUUCGUGGUUGUGAAGGACCCAGACAUGAAACAUGAGAUUCGCAAGAUCAUAGAGGAGGAAGAAGAAAUAAACUAUAUGAAGAGAAUGGGGCACCGAUGGGUUACAGACCUGAAGAAACUGAGAACCAACUGGAUUAAAGAAUACUUGGACACCGCCCCUGUUUUGAUUCUCAUUUUCAAACAAGUACAUGGUUUUGCUGCAAAUGGCAAGAAAAAGGUCCAUUACUACAAUGAGAUCAGUGUUUCCAUCGCUUGUGGCAUCCUGUUGGCCGCCCUGCAGAAUGCGGGACUGGUGACUGUCACUACCACGCCUCUCAACUGUGGCCCUCGUCUGAGAGUGCUCCUGGGCCGCCCUGCACAUGAAAAACUGCUGAUGCUGCUCCCCGUGGGGUACCCCAGCAAAGAUGCCACGGUGCCCGACCUCAAACGGAAACCUCUGGACCAGAUCAUGGUGACAGUGUAGGAGCCUUCAGGGAGCUGUGUGAGGACGGUAUCCAGGCUCCUCCCAGCGGCUCUGCCUGCCCCUCUCGGGUCUCCUGGCGGCUCUCUCUAGGUGUGGGGCCCCCCAGCCCCCGCCCCCCACUUCACAGGAUGUCCACCAUACCUGUCAAAUCGGAUAAGUCCUGUUUCUUUCUUACCCACUUUGGAAAUGCAUUAAUGCUUCACAAAGAACAUGCCCGGUCUUAAAAAUCAUUCUAGAAAAUCACUGCUGACUUUUUUCUUUUAUUUUUUAAAAACUCAUAUCGAGGAAGGAGUCAUCAGAAAAUGUAAUGUAGCCCCAAGAGUUCAGCUAUGUGAGGACUCUUGAAUUUAAAUUCGGACUAACCAAAUGGCCUCCUGCCCCCUGAUUUCUGGCAGCUUCUAGAGAAAGGGUAUGCUUUUGAGAUACAAUUUUUAACUGAACUUCAGGGAUAUUUUGCCAGUUUCGAAUAAGUAACCAUCAAAGUAACUAAAACGUCACCCUCACAGCCCAGGACAGGGCGUGCUCGGUGGCAGGGGUCCGGCUGGCGUCAUCUGAGCGUUUGAGCGCGCGGUUGCACUGUCCAGUGCUGUGUUGGAGCUGCCGGGUAGUUCCUGGAAGCUGUUAAAUAUUUGAGAAUUUUGCAAGCCAGUUAGUUUAAGUAUUAAACAUUUAUAGCCUGAAAUUGCACGUGGUGGGUGAGCUUACACCACAGCAGCCGGAAAACAUUACAACUAGGGCUCGCUUCCUUUUUCUUAACCACUUUGGUACGAGCGUCGACUACAGUCGACAGCCACAGACGAACGCGCACAGCGACUGUAGCCGACA
Messenger RNA from Microcebus murinus (gray mouse lemur), 1762 nucleotides. It is a transcript of the gene IYD, whose product is annotated as iodotyrosine deiodinase. Lineage: Eukaryota; Metazoa; Chordata; Mammalia; Primates; Cheirogaleidae. Gene Ontology annotation, biological process: thyroid hormone metabolic process. The record is from RefSeq and is a predicted model, not a curated record. Gene Ontology annotation, molecular function: oxidoreductase activity. Gene Ontology annotation, cellular component: plasma membrane.